CGAUGUGUGUGAGGAAUAAAGCGUGUAACAGCGAGCAGGGUUACAAAUAAUGAACGCCGGCGUAUUCGCAGAACAAUGUAUAGCUGGACCCCUGCGUAACACACGUACGUUCCCUAAUACGUCUCCUUCCAACACAGGCGUGAACGUGUACGAGUUCGGACCGGGAGAACUACAAUUCCCACAGUUCCAGUCAGGUUUUAACUUUCAGAGUUCAAAGUUGAAUCCCGUAACUCUUGCAACUGAGUAGUAAAAUAGGGGUGCCGUUCGGCCUUCGUGGAUGGUAAACGCCCGGAGUCGAAAAAUACUCUCACGCGACUGUCAUCGCGUUAAAUUAAGAGCGAACGGAGGAAAAAUGGUCGAAGAACAAUAACAGCGGAGGAGGCGGUCGUCGUGUAGCGGGUGUUUGAAACAGAGCAGCGGUUUAGCCGCGUUGCUAGGCUAGUAGUAGCUCGCGACAGGAGCAGAGUAGCACAGCCACAGGCACAUCACCAAUCAUGUUCGUGCAGGAGGAGAAGAUUUUCGCCGGAAAGGUGCUCAAAAUCCACAUCUGUACGAUGGAGGGUACGGAAUGGCUCGAGGAAGUACCGGAGGACAGCAGCAUCGAAAAACUUAAGGAGAAGUGCUUGAAACAUUGCGUCCAUGCAAGUCUGGAGGAUCCGAAAACCGUUACGCACCAUAAACUCAUCCAUGCUGCUUCGGAGAGGGUACUGAAUGACAGUAAAACUGUUGUGGAGGAAAAUAUCAAAGACAGAGAUGUCUUACUGUUAGUAAAGAAGAGGCCACCGCCGCCACCUCCCAAGAUGUCUGAUAUAUCUGCUGAAGAGAAGAAGAAGCAAGAUACCAAGGCUCCAGACAAAGAUGCCAUCCUGAAAGCAACUGCGGGUCUUACCACCCUCCACACAGACCGCACCGUUGCUUCUCAUAACAUCCGAGAUUUCCAGACAGAACUCCGGAAGAUUCUUGUCUCGCUCAUUGAGGUGGCACAGAAGCUUUUGGCCUUGAACCCAGAUGCAGUGGAGCUUUUCAAGAAGGCAAAUGCCAUGCUGGAUGAAGAUGAAGAGGACAGAGUGGACGAAACGGCUCUCCGGCAACUGACUGAGAUGGGUUUUCCAGAGAGCCGUGCCAUCAAGGCGCUGCGGCUAAACCACAUGUCUGUGACGCAGGCCAUGGAAUGGCUGAUCGAGCAUGUAGACGAACCUACAGCCGACAGCCCCCUGCCUGGCCAGGAUGCCCUUGGUGCAGCAGCAGCGGUUGCUCCUGCACCCUUAGCAAGAGCCCCUUCCCAGUCAAGUGUGGGGGACUCCAAACAGGAUGAGCUCACAGAAGUCUUCAAGAGGAUCCGCAGGAAACGGGAGUUCAGGCCUGAUGCACGGGCAGUUGUAGCAUUGAUGGAGAUGGGCUUCGAUGAGAAGGAGGUGGUUGAUGCCCUUCGUGUCAAUAACAACCAGCAGGAUGCGGCGUGUGACUGGCUGUUGGGAGACAGGAAGCCCUCACCAGAAGAUCUAGACAAGGGCAUUGAUACCAACAGUCCUCUGUUCCAAGCCAUCCUGGAGAAUCCUGUAGUGCAGUUGGGCCUGACAAACCCCAAGACAUUGCUAGCGUUUGAGGACAUGUUGGAGAACCCGCUGAACAGCACACAGUGGAUGAACGACCCAGAGACAGGACCUGUUAUGCUCCAGAUCUCCAGAAUCUUCCAGACCCUUAACCGCACGUAGGGCUCAUGGUGGCAGUGGAGAAGGAGAGAGGAUGGCAGGAUGGCCUUUGGCUUUUGGCUUGUGCUGUUAAUACUUGUUUGUACGUCUCUCUCUCUCAUGUGGCUGUUACUUGAAUCUCAUGAUGCCUUGAGCAGUUAGCAUUAGGAGGUGUGUGAAGCUAUGGAGACUGAAUUGCAGGAUAUAAUGGUAGUGUAAAAGCUGAAACAGAGAUCUAUUUAUAACAAGAGAAACCUUGCUUGGGAAAAGUAAACAAUUGUUUUUUUUUUUUUUUUCUCAAAGAAAAUUUGAGUAAUUUUUUCAUAUCUUAUUUAUUUCUCAUCUAAAUCAUAUGUUAAUUCAUGCAAAUGUUUGCAUAUUUAAGGGUAAUUACUACUAUCUUCUACAGUUUGGUGUUUCUUCCCAUUUCUUUUAAUUACCAGAGAUGUGUGUCUUGAGAAAAUGAUUAUUUUAACUUCACAUGCUGGAUUGGCAUUAUUAAUGAAACUGUAAGGCAAGGUGAGGUUCAUCAGUAUUGCUGCAGUCCAGUUAAAUUGGAGGCAAGGAGCACAGCUGACAACCUGCGAAAAUAAAGCGGUGCCAAAGUUCCCUCUGUUACCAUGGGCUAAAGUAUCUGACAACUUCUAUAGAAUAGGUUUAUAUGUCAGCGUCUCAAAACAAUAUGGUUGUAUUUUUUAACAUGCUUUCAUUACUAUGAAGAAAUAAAGAAUAUAAGAAAUACCUUGAUAAUUAAUACAUUUCCUGCUGAAUAUAAUGAAAAAUAGCAGCCUUAUCUGAGCCACUUAAAUAAAUAUAGUUUAUUCUGCUGAAAUAUAUUAGGUGUCCAAUUUUUAUAUAUAAGAUCUGUGAUAAUAGAUAUUUAAAUGGCAUAAGCAAACAAAAUCCAGAAAAACAGCCACAUUAAUAUCAAACGUGGUCUGUUUCUUUAUACCUCAUCUGUAAUGUAUUGCAGGUUUUUGUAGAUGUGAACUUUUAAGUAAAAGUAUGAUGAAUAGACAGUUCAUUAUAUUUGUCAAGGGGACUUAAAGAAUGCUGCUAAUCUCAGCCAGAGUAGGAACACUUUUUUGCAGUUCUUUUUCCUCAUUUUCCAUGAAAAGUAUAUCUGGUCUCAAAUUGUACCUUUUGUAUAGCCAGAUAUGUCAGUAACAGAUUUUUGCAGCCAACUGAUGAAUCACUUGCACUCAAAAAAAAAAAAAAAAAAAAAAACUCCAUAAGUCAAAAAUCACACUAGGAAAAAUAGUGAACUGUUUUAUACUUUCUCUAUAUUAAAGCUAUAUCAGCAAGUAAUUUGGAGUUGAUGUUGCAACAUUGCUUGCACUCACAUGGAUUAAUGGAUUGUUCAUCCACUUGUCUUGGUGUUUGAUGUUUUCAAAAAAAAAUUUGUAUUUUCUACACUAAAUGCAGCCCUGAAACUAUGUCCUAGAUCGCUGCCUCAAAAUAGUCACUCUAUCCUAUUUACCUACACAAAUAACAAAAAACAGCUUUUACUUUAUUGUUGCUGCCUUUGCGUUAUUGAAGUUCACUUAAUUCUGGAAAUGGGUCGUUUUAAUUAAGUUGUUGGUAGUUGGAUUUUUUUUUUUUUUUGGUAGUUCUGUUAGCCAAUAGCUGUUUUCAGAUCAGUAGUUCUUCAGCUAUAUGAGUUGACCUGACAAAA
Messenger RNA from Scleropages formosus (Asian bonytongue), 3366 nucleotides. RefSeq names its product UBA domain containing 1 (gene ubac1). The record is from RefSeq and is a predicted model, not a curated record. The transcript has 10 exons. Lineage: Eukaryota; Metazoa; Chordata; Actinopteri; Osteoglossiformes; Osteoglossidae. Gene Ontology annotation, cellular component: ubiquitin ligase complex. The coding region runs from base 495 to 1715 and encodes 406 amino acids. Gene Ontology annotation, molecular function: protein binding.